AUGAUGAUGGUGGUGGUGGUGAUGGUGGUGGUUGUGGUGGUGGUGGUGGUGGUGGAGGAGGAGGAGGAGGAGGAGGAAGAGGAGGAAGAGGAGGAAGAGGAAGAGGAAGAGAGAGUGUGUUGUUUCUUUGUUGGUUGUUUUGACCGUGAUUUUGACGUCUGUAACCACGGUCAGCCUGAAGACGGCGUGCUUCCCAGUAUUUAGUUUGGGCGCCUUUUCUAGCCCCUUCCUCCUCGGGGGUGAGCAGUGCCGCCCUAAAUAAGGCGGCCCAGUAGUGUCACGCAUUGUCAAACUCCACUCCAGGACACGUCUUUGUUUGGUGGAAAAACAACCCGAGUUAGCCUGUGACGGACUCGACAUCGCCGUAAACUUCUGGUCCCCUACCGUGUACCAGACGGAGCCUCGUCUCGACGAUGCUGAUGCGAAGUUUUAUCCGACCAGCCGACCAGCGGAGUCCACAAUACUGUGCGCGCAGAUGCACACACGGAUGCCCUCACCUCCUUUAGCCCGCCGGUCGAGGCGGUUACCGGGGUGUGGCCACGGGGCAGAUACCAGCUUCGGGGAGCCACAGGCGAGAGUUUGGCGCCGACAAGUGGACGCUAGGCGUAGUCUACACCUGAAAGCAAGUGAGCGACCUACUACGGCCGUUACGUGAACCCACCGCUGGACACCCCUACUUAGGGGAGAGGUUCACUCUAUUCUCUCUAUCCCUUGCAACAGUAUGAUAGGCUUGAGUCCAUUUAAUGUCUCGCAUGCAUCACUAAAUGUCUCGGAAAAUUCAAGGGAAUCGAAUACCAGCACAUAAACUCCACGGCCGGUUCGAAACACUGCGCAAACUGGUUGAGCGAUUGAGAGGUAAAAACGUGUUUUCUUGCGGUAAAUCAUUCACAGGUGUGGAGAACAAGUGAGAGAGCUGGCUGUUAGUGAAGUGUGGUAAUGUUUUGAAAACCUUUGUUUAGAUGUGGAAUUCAAGCGGUCCAAGGCAAAUCAAGGCCCUAGAUUAGAUAUAAUCUGCAUUAUAAAAACGAAAAGAGUAAACCAACAAACGUAUUCGAUGGUGUUUCAUGAAUGCGUUCUGUGUGGGGCAUUGCAAGCACAUACUAGUCAUGUUAAGGGCGACCGAUUUACACGGCUAUCUCAUGGUACUUCUCAAUACACGCCGAACAAAACCUAUUAACAUGUAGACCACCAGUGAGCAUUCAAACGCCUAGGUUGCGAAUGCAGACAAGCAGAGAUUUCGCCGAAGAAACAACAUCAUUUGGGAAAGCGUAAAGCCGUGAAUGACUAUGACUAAACAUGUUCCUCCCAGGAACUGAGCGCUGGUUAAAAGCGCGUCUUCGUGGCCGAUGAAACAUUUAUUUGAGGAUAAAAAUGACAUCAAAAGUCACUCUUUCGAAUAAGAUACGGCUAGUUUUCUUGUGGAUUUGAAUCUUUCAAGACUAUAUGUUCACACUGGCGUUGCGUUUAUUGAUAGUCAACUUUAAAUGAAUCAUGCCCUCCGGCGCGCCACUUUUAAUUGGGCUAUAAGCGUGCGGAGAUGGUAAAUAUCCCGAAGACCAGAAAGACUUUUUGCAAAAGUUCUAAAUGCAAAAAGCACACCUUACACAAAGUUUCUCAGUAUAAAGCUGGCAAAGCCAGUUUGUACGCCCAAGGUAAAAGGAGAUAUGACCGAAAACAGUCGGGUACGUCACCUUCAUAUCAUUUACUUUGUUAAGGCUACGGUGGUCAGACGAAGCCCAUCUUCCGUAAGAAGGCGAAGACCACUAAAAAGAUCGUUCUUCGGUUGGAGUGCACCGAGUGCAAAUACAAGCACCAGCUGCGAAUCAAGCGGUGUAAACACUUCGAGCUUGGCGGUGACAAGAAGAAGAAGGGCCAGAUGAUUCAGUUCUAA
Messenger RNA from Spirometra erinaceieuropaei, 1891 nucleotides. The record is from the annotation of a GenBank genome assembly. Lineage: Eukaryota; Metazoa; Platyhelminthes; Cestoda; Diphyllobothriidea; Diphyllobothriidae.